AUGUCUAAUAAAUUUAAUAAUAAUAAUGAUUACUUUUCAACACUUAAAAUUCUUCUUGUUGGUAACUCAAACGUAGGGAAAUCGUCUCUUCUAUUAAGAUUUACUGAUGACACAUUUUUGCCACAUGAAGAAGUAUCAGCAACAAUAGGGGUAGAUUUUAAAGUACAUAAAAUGGUUGUAGACGAAAAGAAAUAUAAAUUAACAAUUUGGGAUACUGCAGGUCAGGAACGUUUUAGAACAUUAACAUCUUCAUAUUAUCGUGUAUAUGAUGUAUCAAUUCGUGAGACAUUUGAUCAAUUGGAUAAUUGGUUUGAUGAAUUAAAUACCUAUUGUUCAAAUGAAAAUAUAGCGAAAAUUAUAAUUGCAAUUUCACGUAAAGAAGGUGAAGCAUAUGCAAGAAAAUUACAAACUUUAUAUACAGAAUGUAGUGCUAAAACAAAAUAUGGUGUGGAAGAAGCAUUUGCUGAACUU
This is a messenger RNA of Entrophospora candida, 471 nucleotides long. The record is from the annotation of a GenBank genome assembly. Lineage: Eukaryota; Fungi; Glomeromycota; Glomeromycetes; Entrophosporales; Entrophosporaceae.